Molecule: messenger RNA, 939 nt
Organism: Penicillium lagena
Lineage: Eukaryota; Fungi; Ascomycota; Eurotiomycetes; Eurotiales; Aspergillaceae
Exons: 3
Coding region: 1-939 (312 amino acids)
Source: RefSeq, a predicted model, not a curated record
AUGACAAAUCAUUUUCCGUGCUCUCAACCACUCCCAACAGCCUCGACCUCAAGUCCUGCUCGAGGCGCUUGCAACUUUUCUGUAUCUCAGGAAGUCGCCCAUCGCCUCCCGAAUUCGAAGAUUUUGGCCACUGGGAGCGGCAUCACACUGGAAGUUGCUCUUUUGGAGCCGUUCAUAUAUCUUAGACACUUCGACAUACCAAAAUAUGGCACAAAAAGUCCCGCGAUCGUCCGAGGACAACUAUACCUGAAACUCACCAAGAAUUCCAAGAUGAAAAGCAUUAGAGUAUGCUUUAAAGGACGUGCUGGAGUUGAUUGGCCUGGCGGUAAGCACAAAACGGGCAUAUCUCAGUAUUAUAUUCUAAUCAUUCUUUAUAACAUAGACAUCCCGCAGAAUGAUAAGAUCAUCACAGACGAAAUCAGUUUUACCAGUGCCGACCUCAAUGCCUUAGAUUCGGCCAACCUAGAUAUGACCUACCAUCAAAACUAUCUCCGGGCUGAUAUUCAUUCGCCUCGGUCCGAAGCAGACAUUGCGAUAGCACCUCCAACAGCCUUCUUACUCGGCAAUCAAAUCCCAAUUUCGGUCACCUUGGUACCCUUGAAGCCGGUCUCAUGCACGCAGAUCAAAGUUCACGUGACGGAAAAAACCCAGCACCUAGCCGCAAAGCGAACCUUGGGCAAAAACACCACGGAAAAAGACAUACUGCUGUUUGACACUUUAUCCGAGUCAAAGAGAGCCAAGGCAAAUUAUCUGCUCCCGCCCUACACUCAAACAGAUCCGGUCCGCAUUGUGGCACAACGAGAGCUUCUGUACUGCAAAUGCCCCAAAGUGUGUUAUGAAAAUAACGCCGAUAACUUGGUGCAGUACGGGGACUCACAACAGGACUCCUUCAUCAAACGGCAUGAUACUCAAGCAAAAGUCCAAUCCUAUAGACGUUAA